UAACUGUAAAAAGUCGGCCAGAAAUUUUUAAAUACGAAAAAUUAAACCUUCCAGGAAGAUGGUAGUGAAGUUAAAUGGCACUAGAAUGCUAGAUCUAGCUGGAUCUUAAUCUAGGCUGGAUGUAGUCAAUUCUAGUCUACUAUUUAUAAUUGUAUAAAGAUCAAUUUUGAAAAUGAAAGCGACAGCUUAUAUCUCUCCAAUUUUUAUUUAGAUCCAGUGUGUACAAAAGUACAAUCUAGGCUAGGCACCAUGAACUCAACUACUAUUGAGCUGCUCUCUAAUGAUCAGAUGAGGGCAAUAUCUGUCAUUAGUCUGGUAACUUCAUGUCUCAGUUUCAUUGGUUCAGGCUCAGUGUUUUUCUGCGCAAUUUACCAUGGGAGAGUGUGUUACCCUGAGAUCUUCCCUACAUUUCAUCUAUCACUGGCGGACAUGCUAUCAUCUUUCUUCCUUUUAAUUGGAUCUUCAGUAUUUUUAAAAAAUAUGGUCAUACAUGACAUAAACUUUCCAGGAAGCCCUGGACCUUGUGGUUAUAUCAUGACAAUAGUGACGUGUUCAUACACAAUAGCAUUUUUCCUCACCAUAACUUAUGCGUUGGAAGCAUUGUUCAGAUUUCGAAGACGACUUACAGAUGGAAUGAACUUGGAUCUGAUGGCUGUUCAAGCAGUCAGCAACAAGUGGAUGUAUUUAGCGUACUCCUUGGCUUGGUUGGUGCCAGUGGUGUUAGCUGUAGUUUUGAUGCUGGUGACUGGUAACUUGCGGGAUAAAGAUGACUCUGCAGCCCUGGAACCCAUCCCGACCCCAAUCAUUACUGACCAGUGCUCAUCAUGUUUUGCUGUUUUCUGGUUUAAUGAGGAUGACUGCUGGGUGCAGGUAGACGAAGGCCAGAUGUGGCAUACUGCAAUCAAGUUAAUGUUUCUAAUUCCCUUAAUGCUGGUACUUAUUUUAAACAUGAUAUUGUAUGUGUUAAUAACAAAAGUGUUCAAGCAAGUUGCCAUGAGGAGAGGACUGCUUAGCUAUCACCAAAGACAGGAGGAAAGUCUUUUGAAGAAAAAAGCCAUGUUAUAUCAGGGUGUCUUCUUUUUUUGCUGGUUGCCAACUAUUGUGUUGGGAGUCUUGUCUUUCACUAGUGACUACCUAAUGGGCAAAUUCUAUUGGCUACUUGUUGUGCAGGCCGUGGCAGGCCCACUACAAGGUAUAUUUAACAGCAUUAUUUAUGGAUGGAAGCGUGACAGCUUUAGGAGAGCCUUGUCAGAGAGGACUUCGCUGCUCAGUACCAAUAGAACCACUGCUAUGGCAAAAUAAGUCAUCAAAUUGACUUUGUUAAAUGUAAGUAUUUGGGAUUUUACUUUUUGAAAAUAAUGUGUAAUGUUCCUUUUUGUGAGCAUAUGUCUUGUUUUGCCCCCAAAAAGCUUUUCCACACAGUGCUUGUUUAUGUAGUUUUAGCUUAAGUAUAGCUGAGAUUUUAGCUGCUGCAUAUUUUGAUAGUAUUACCACUUCAGCUUUGUGGAAAUAAGGGGAAGGCGAGUUUUUAAAAUAACACUUCUACAGUCCCAGUAUUUUUCAACUUUUAAAGCUUCUUUCUGUUUUAUACUUAUCAGUUUGUAAAAGUGUACAGCUUUUGACACUCAUAUAUGUAGUAUGUUUUAUAUUAUGUAUUUAUAAUCAAUAUUAGCUUGCUUUUUAAAUUUACCGUACAAAACUAUUUCAGAGCACACACCACCUGAAGUUUGCUACACCUUUUUCUUAAGUAUUGUUUCCUCUGCAACUGCAUCUUAGUUUUUAUUUUUAUUUUUGCAAAUAAAGUUAAUUUUACUCAAUUAUGCAGUAAAAUAUAUUUAAAAAGUACUUAUUAAACUAUUUACAAAAUUAUAGAAUAAAUAUGUUGAAUGAGAUCUUUUUGCCAGUAUUGCAGUUUUGUACUUAAAAAAAUGCUUUGUAAAAGGAUUAUAUUUGAAAUCAAACAUUUUAAACUCAUUUUGAAAUACAAAGUACAAAAAUAAUUUUUAAAAAGUACUUGUAUAUUUUCAAAGAAAAAAAAUAAAGUAUUAAGGUAUCUCUCUAAAUUUAGCAUUGAGGAAUACCAUAACAGUAAGUGCUUUCAAUUUCUACUGACUAUCUUGAAAUUGUCUAAAUAAUAAAAAUGUCUAAUAAAUUUCUAUUAAAUGGCAUUAUAAAACCAUGUAGAUCUACUUUGACAAAAUAUGAAUGAGUAGCAUCAGUUCUAGAGAUGUGUGCUAUUGUUUGUUUGUUACUUAUGACAUUUUCUUCUGGGUUUUCACCAUUCAGGGAGACUUUAUAUAUUUACUUUUUGUUUUAUAAGUAUAUUAAGAACACAAAAUGUAAUGCGGCUUCUCUUCCUGGCUUUCUAAUGUUAGGCUAGUGCAAUUUUAUAAUGUACUUAAAUUAAAUGUUAUGUUUAUGGUUAGUCAUACUUUUUAAUAUUUUGUUCUAUAUAUUUAAAUCAUUUUGUAUAUUGCUUAAAAUAUACAGGUUAUCAUAGGAAAUGUAUUAGUAUUAGCUUGCAAUAUACUGUAAUUUAUUAGAAAUGCAUGUUUUGAUUUGCAAGUUUUAAAAGCGAUUUAUGUAAUGUAAGUUUUAACAAUUUGAUAUCAUUUACUGUCAUUUUUAAUCUUCUUCACAUGCUGAUUUUAUGCACAUUUUCAAUAUGCAUAGGAAAUGUUAAGAAAAAAAAAGCAUUAGUUCUAAGUUCCAUGUUAAGAAAAAUGUAUUGCAAUAAUAAUUUGUUCUUAUCACUUUCUUUAUCAGGAGUUAAUUGUCUGCCGCCCUCAAUAUGGCAAUGUGGAGCUUACUGGCAUAUCCAAACGUUUUGUUAAUACUCUCUCAUGCAGUCAAAUUUUUGUGAUAAGAAUUCUAGUUCUCAGACUAUUGAAUUAUUGUUCCUUUACUUGUUUAAACUUUUUAUCUCACGCUUAGAUCUGAUGGCUCAUUUCCUACUGGUGAUCCCUAUUCCUACUUUUUAGUUAUUUAUUGAUAAGAAAAUCCAUAUUUUAAUUCACCUUUGGUGUGUGCCAUAAGAAAAUUGUCUUUUGAAUAAGCAAUUACAACCCUAGUCAUGGAAACUGUUGAAUGCUGGUUGCUUACACUGUUCACAAUGUAUGUCUAUAGCAAGGUUGUGAAUGGACACAUUUUUCGAACAAAUUUUUCAAACGCCCCGGUAAUCAUUUUGUACUCACUAUUAUUAAUAAGUUAUUAAUAAAUGGUUUUACUUUUGUAACAUUUCCCUCAUAUGUUUUCUAGUUAUUCAAAACUGGUUAUAAAUUUUCUAUACUGUUACAGAAUUGUAUUUCCAGAUACUGUUACAGAAUUGUUUUUCCAACGUUGUUUCAUGAAUCUGCUUUUUACCUAAUAUACAACCAGGCGGCAUUAACAAUAUUUUUUUUAAUUGAUCAAGAUGACAUUAAGAAAAAGAAAAUUGUCCAGAACUAAACUAUAAGUCAUGAAAUUUAUAACUGCAAAAAAUUGUUACUUAUAUCAUUUUUAUGUAACAUAAAGAAUGAUUUUAAAUUGAUAUUAGUAAUAAAACAUAUGGAAGUAAAGCUAAGAUUUCAUAACCUUUAUAUUUGGAUAAUGAUUUGCUGAAAUUUUUUGGCUUUAUAGUCAGAAAUGAUAAAUUAUUUAAUUAAAUAUGCUUUUGAUAUAAUGGUGCAUUUACAUUUCUUCUUAUAAAUGUAGAACAGGUUUUUAUCAUUAAAUAUUUCAUUUGUAAUUCAUUGUGUCAACGAAAACUUUUGGCUUAUCAAUUACUGCUUUCAAUCUGAUUAUAAAAACUAUUUAUUCUACUUCGAAAACAUGUCAUAACAACAGAAAAAAAUCUCAUUUAGAUAGACGCAAUGCUUUAGUUUAAUGCAUUACAUUGAUUGGUAUGAAUUCAUUAAAUUAAAUACUGGCGCUAGCAGUUUAUAAACACACACAAAAAUGAUAUUAACUGUUCAGGCAUUUUUUUCCAUUUUAACAAAAAGACAAAAUAUUAAUUUAAGUUGGAUAAAGUUCUUAGAUUUGUUUUCUCUUACUUUUUCAGUCACUAUUUUUUGUUUGAUUUCAUUUUUAAAAUGUAAUUGUUCAAUUUAACAAGAAAACUGUUUUAUUUUUAAAUAUCAAAGACCAUGGUUAAAUUUCAUUUUUGUCCAAUAUGUCCAUUCAUUAAAUGUUUUUAUUGUCAUUUUUACUGGAGUCAUGAGGACAAUAUUUCAGUAACAGUUAUUACUUUUAAAUUUUUGUUGAAUAUUUCAAAUUAACUUUCAAACAGGUUUUGAUGAAUAAAAAUAAAGAGUGAUGUUGAACAACA
Molecule: messenger RNA, 4306 nt
Organism: Physella acuta
Lineage: Eukaryota; Metazoa; Mollusca; Gastropoda; Physidae
Biological process (GO): adenylate cyclase-activating G protein-coupled receptor signaling pathway; cell surface receptor signaling pathway
Cellular component (GO): plasma membrane
Molecular function (GO): G protein-coupled receptor activity
Source: RefSeq, a predicted model, not a curated record